GUUAGAUUUAUUAUAAUAAUUUUACUUUAUAAUAAAAAUUGAUAUAAACCAUUUCUCGUCCCAAAAUUAUAUUGAUAUUCCAAAUGGCUACAGCGUGAGCUCGUUGUCUUUUUACUGCGUGCAGGAUAUUUCCGAAAGCUCAUAACCGAAGCUUCAAUGGCAACGAGAUACUGGGUGGCCUCUCUUCCGGUUCAGAACUCCGCUUCUUCUCUCUGGAACCGAUUGCAAGAGCAAAUCUCCAAGCAUUCCUUUGACACUCCUCUUUACAGAUUCAAUGUUCCCAAUCUCCGAGUUGGAACCCUAGAUUCUCUCCUCUCCCUCAGCGAUGAUCUGGUAAAGUCGAACAGCUUUGUGGAAGGGGUCUCACACAAGAUCAGGCGUCAGAUCGAGGAACUGGAGAGGGUAUCGGGCGUGGAGAGCAAUGCUCUUACCGUGGACGGAGUACCAGUUGAUUCUUACCUCACCAGGUUUGUUUGGGACGAAGCAAAGUACCCGACCAUGUCACCCCUGAGGGAGAUUGUGGAUAGCAUUCAUGGUCAAGUAACAAAGAUCGAGGAUGAUCUCAAGGUUCGCGUUGCUGAAUAUAACACUGUGCGCAGCCAGCUUAACGCUAUAAACCGAAAGCAAAGUGGAAGCUUAGCUGUGCGUGAUCUCUCAAAUCUAGUGAAACCUGAGGAUAUGAUUACCACAGAACAUCUAGUGACUCUCCUUGCGAUUGUUCCAAAGUAUUCACAGAAAGACUGGUUGGCCAGCUAUGAGACUCUGACUAACUUUGUGGUCCCCAGGUCCUCCAAGAAGUUGUACGAGGAUAAUGAAUAUGCUCUUUAUACUGUGAUACUCUUUCAUCGUGUUGCAGAUAAUUUUAGAACAAGUGCACGUGAAAGAGGGUUUCAAAUUCGUGAUUUUGAAUACAGUCCAGAAGCACAAGAGAGUCGGAAGGAGGAGUUAGAAAAAUUAAUGCAAGACCAGGAAAGAUUAAGAAGUUCUCUUUUGCAGUGGUGCUAUACUAGCUAUGGGGAGGUAUUUAGCUCCUGGAUGCACUUUUGUGCAGUACGAGUUUUUGUAGAGAGCAUUCUGAGAUAUGGUCUGCCACCAUCUUUCUUGGCAUGUGUUUUAUCUCCAUCUGUAAGAAGUGAGAAGAAAGUAAGAUCAAUCCUUGAAGGGUUGUGUGACAGUGCAAACAGCUCAUACUGGAAAAACGAUGAUGAAGUUGGAGGAGGGAUUGCUGGUCUGGCAGGGGAUGCUGAUGGCCAUCCCUAUGUCUGCUUCACAAUCAGUCUGGCGUGAUCAGUGCUGAAUCUCAGUUCCUUGCUUCUUAAGAUGUCUUAGUGCAGGGAUAGCAACGACAAUGGACAGGCAUUGUAUAUUUGAUUUAGUGACCCAAUUCUUUGGUUGCUUAUUGGAGUUUCAGCUUUUGGGAGUUGCAAUUAGAGUUUUAAGCAUCAAGGGUGAAAUAUGUACGGAAGGUUUGGACUACAGAGAUUUUAUAACUUCUAUUUUAUGAGCUUUCAGUAUGGAUAUUUAAAAAGCGUGAAAAUAAGGGUGUUGGCGUA
This is a messenger RNA of Carya illinoinensis, 1553 nucleotides long. Its product is annotated as V-type proton ATPase subunit C. Gene Ontology annotation, cellular component: vacuolar proton-transporting V-type ATPase, V1 domain. The transcript has 12 exons. Gene Ontology annotation, biological process: proton transmembrane transport. The coding region runs from base 157 to 1287 and encodes 376 amino acids. Lineage: Eukaryota; Viridiplantae; Streptophyta; Magnoliopsida; Fagales; Juglandaceae. Gene Ontology annotation, molecular function: proton-transporting ATPase activity, rotational mechanism. The record is from RefSeq and is a predicted model, not a curated record.